Messenger RNA from Tupaia belangeri chinensis (Chinese tree shrew), 1570 nucleotides. RefSeq names its product keratin 23 (gene KRT23). Gene Ontology annotation, molecular function: structural molecule activity. Gene Ontology annotation, biological process: intermediate filament organization; epithelial cell differentiation. The coding region runs from base 71 to 1339 and encodes 422 amino acids. The transcript has 8 exons. Gene Ontology annotation, cellular component: cytoskeleton. Lineage: Eukaryota; Metazoa; Chordata; Mammalia; Scandentia; Tupaiidae. The record is from RefSeq and is a predicted model, not a curated record.
GGGGCGGUUCAGUUCUGCAGUGCCAGGGAGUGGAGCAGAGCUCAGCCCUGUCCCAAACACAGAUGGGACUAUGAACUCCAGCCGCAGCUUCAGCCAGACCCCCACAGCCUCUCUUCAUGGCACUGGAGGUGUUUGGGGCCGGCUGGGGAGCUUCCCCCGGGCUCCCAGUGUCCACGGUGGUGCAGGGGGAGUUCGUAUCUCCCUUUCCUUCACCAGGCCAACCUGCCUGCCCUCUGGAGGGUCUUGGGAUUCUAGAAGAGGGAGUUCCCUCCUUGGUGGAAAUGGGAAGGAGACCAUGCAGAACCUCAACGACCGCCUGGCCUCCUAUCUGGACAAGGUGCGCGCCCUGGAGAAGGCCAACGAGAAGCUCGAGAGCCACAUCCUGCAAUGGCAUCAGCAGAGAGACCUCGGCAAUAAGAAAGAUUACUCCCAAUAUGAGGAAAGCAUCAGCCACCUGCAGGAGCAGAUAAUGGAUGGCAAGAUGACCAACGCCCAGAUCAUCCUUCUCAUCGACAAUGCCAGGAUGGCAGCAGAUGACUUCAACCUCAAGUAUGAACAUGAACAUUCCUUUAAGAAAGACUUAGAAAUUGAAGUUGAGAAUCUCCGAAAGACCUUAGAUAACCUGACCAUUGUCACAACAGACCUGGAACAAGAGGUGGAGGGAAUGAGAAAAGACCUCAUCCUCAUGAAGAAGCACCAUGAACAGGAAAUAGAAGAAUACCAAGUGCCAAAUGCCUUCAAGGUCAAUGUGAAGGUGGAUGCAACUCCAGGGGAAGAUCUGAUUAAGGUCCUGGAGGAUAUGAGGCAGGAGUACGAGUUUAUAAUAAAGAAGAAACAUGAAGACUUGGACAAUUGGUAUAAAGAGCAGUCAGCUGCCAUGUCCCAGGAGGUGGCCAGUCCAGCAGCUGUACGGAGCAGCCAGAGUGACAUCCAUGAGCUGAAGCGCACUUUCCAGGCUCUAGAGAUUGACCUGCAGACACAGCACAACAGGAAAUCUGCUUUGGAAAACAUGCUAACAGAGACCCAGUCUCGGUACUCCUGCCAGCUCCAGGAUAUGCAACAGAUCAUCUCCCGAUAUGAGGAGGAACUGAUGGAGCUACGCCAUGACCUAGAGCGGCAGAACAACGAAUACAAGGUGCUCCUGGACAUCAAAACCCACCUGGAGAAGGAAAUCACCACUUACCGCCAGCUCCUAGAGGGAGAGAGAGGAGGGACAAUGGAAGGAUCUACAUCAAGCAUGACAGUGUCUGCAGCUCCGAAGAUCAAGACCAUCACACAGGAGAGUAUCAACGGAAGAAUAGUUCUUUCUCAAGUGAAUGAGAUCCAAAAGCGUGUGUGAAGCCAAGCAAAGUUUCUAUUGUAAAAACUAUUUUCCCCCAAUGUAAAGGUCUUACCCAGACACUAAUGGGUGUGUUCUAAGAGGUAUCCUUGGAGUUAUCAAACUCAAAAACUUCGACUUUUUUUUCCUUUGUAACAAUCUCACCAAUUUUCAAUGUUCUUAAUGUAACUGCUGUACUUUUCAAAUCCAAAUAUGAGCGUGUGAGCCUAGAGCUCUAUUCUUCUACUACAA